AUGUCAUACCUUUCUGUCUAUCUUGUUGAGUACACCGGUGGACAGCGAAACCACCACGCAAUUUUUGUCAAAAACGCCCAAAAUGAAGCAGGAACCCUUAUUCACGUAACCGGUGAUAUACAGAGGGGCUGUACGCUUGAAAUCAGGCAAACAUCCAAGAGUCCGAGGCUGUCAGCAACCUUCGAGACAUGGUCACAAAUAGGAGUGAUUGCAGCUAAUGAUAUGCCUCGCGUUCAAGCUAUCUGCGAGGCCAAUCCUCCGCCGGAGAAGCAGUUCAACGGACCCAAGAGGAUCAACCCCAGGAAGCCUCUUCGACGCUGUCAGGAAUGGACAAGGGAAACAAUUGAUACCCUUCGAGAGCAAGGUGUCCUUUUGAACGCGAGCUAG
Molecule: messenger RNA, 387 nt
Organism: Fusarium proliferatum ET1
Lineage: Eukaryota; Fungi; Ascomycota; Sordariomycetes; Hypocreales; Nectriaceae
Exons: 1
Coding region: 1-387 (128 amino acids)
Source: RefSeq, a predicted model, not a curated record